Molecule: messenger RNA, 1335 nt
Organism: Parnassius apollo (apollo)
Lineage: Eukaryota; Metazoa; Arthropoda; Insecta; Lepidoptera; Papilionidae
Source: the annotation of a GenBank genome assembly
AUGACUACUGAAUACAACAUGUGGCCUCAGAAGAAAAAUCUGAGUCGAAUAUUUUUAGCCUGGAAACCAGCUUUGAUGUUGCAGACACCUGAAUUAGCAAGGAGGAUACUUGUUAAAGACUUUGAAUAUUUCCCAGAUCGAUAUUUGUAUUCGGGAUCAUCCGAUCCAUUGGGUUCGUUGAACUUGUUUACAGUAAAGAACCCACUUUGGUCAGCGAUGCGACAUGAACUUUCACCUAUGUUUACUGCGUCCCGGCUAAAAGUGAUUACAGAACUAAUGAAUAUGAAUGCCAAGGAACUGGUGUUAAAAAUCCGUCGUGAUUAUAUUAACAACAAUAAGCAUGUUAACUUAAAGGAAUUAUUUUCAAUGUAUACUUCCGACACAGUGGCAUACAGUGUUUUUGGUAUAAGGGUCAGUGUCCUGAAAGAUCAGGAUUCACCAUUGUGGUAUAUAACUAAUCAUAUGGUCAAAUUUACUUUCUGGCGUGGUUUUGAAUUUACCUUGAUAUUUUUUGUUCCUGCUCUUGCUUCUCUAUUAAGGUUAAAAUUUUUCUCUCGGGUCGCCACUGAUUACAUCACGAAAAUAUUUUGGAGCGUCGCUAAAGGACGUGAAAAAAAUCAAACGUCUAAUUACAAAGAUCUCAUUGAGCAUCUGCUUAAAUUAAAAGAAAAUUUAAAAUUACCAGCUGAAUCGGGUUCGGAAUUGGCUGAUAAUUUAAUGCUGGCUCAAGCAGCUGUAUUUAUUUUGGGCUCAAUUGAAACGUCAUCAACUGUUCUGAGUUUCUGUCUUCAUGAACUUGCACAUCAUCCGAAAGAGCAAGAGAAGCUCCACAACGAAGUCAUUACAGCAAUGCAAAGAUCUGGAAAGGACGUUUUAAAUUAUGACGAAUUAAUAGAAUUGAAAUAUCUUUCGUCGUGUAUUGCCGAAACCAUGCGCAAGUAUCCACCGGUUUCAUUUUUGGACAGGAUUUGCAAUAAAACUUACAAAUUAAAUGACGAAGUUACAAUUGAAAAAGGAACGCCUGUGUUCAUAAAUGUCUUAGCCAUUCAUUAUGAUGACAAAAUCUAUCCAGAACCUGAACAAUGGCGUCCAGAGAGAAUGAAAUGUUCGGGUGACAGUGAUAACCUUAAUUUCACUUAUUUGCCAUUUGGCGAAGGACCUCGGUUUUGUAUAGGUAAACGCUACGGUAUGAUGCAAGUUCGCUCCGCUCUAGCUCAGAUAAUAGCUGCAUACGAAAUAAAGCCCGCUAAUAUACCUUAUAAAGUUGAAACAGAUCCUUACAGUGUUAUAAUGGCACCCAAAGAUGGUUUAAGCGUAAAGUUCGUGGCUAGAUAA